AUGGAGAAUCCACGUAAUCGCAAACAGCGACGUGCAGCUGCAGCCUCCACCCAUGAUGAACCCGAAGUCCCCAUGGCCCACCCACCGCGCAACGAUCCGACCCAAAACAAACCAACCGUCGAGAAAACAUUAUAUGACAUCAUCGCAGAGCGACAACACGGGCAAAAUAAGAAGGGAGGCAAGGUUCCACCAGCAGCAGAAGGAUUGGGCAUACCUUCUCAGUCAGGGGGAACGCGGUUUGUGACGGUCGAUUCAUCCGGACAAUUGGUCGACACCCACGGGGACAUCAACGAACAUCUCUCAGAGACUCCAGAGAGCAAAACGGGCAAAUCAACAUCAAGACCGAAGGCAGUCGCUCAACCCGAAGCCAAAUCAGAGUCGGAGACUGUGGUGGACAAGCCACUUCCCCCGUUCCUCGACACAAUUCUCCUUUCUUUGCCGCUCACCACUCUCCACCUCACCCUGAGCUUCCUAGCAGCGCAUCAAUAUGCCGAAACAACCGACCUACCAAAACUCUUCAAAGACUCCGUCACCACUGCCUUCCCUCUCCUGACAUUGUUUGUUCACCUGGCGCACGGGCACAUCAUCUCCUUCGGCAAACCCAAGUCAGGGAAUGAAAAGCCAGAUCCCUCUUUGUUCCCAUUGACGGCAGACAAGCUCAAUGUCGCUUUCCUCCGAAAGCUGGUUUUCCCUCCUGCACUGAGGACUUUUGUUUUUCUUCCUGUUGCCGCCAUGCUGGGCGCGCAUUUGAUCGCUAUCACCAAUGGUGAACCCUAUUAUGCGGUUAUGAAGAAGGCCCCAGCCGUCGGUACCAUUUGGAUUUGGUGCAUCCUAGAGUUGUCUUUUGGGGCAGCUCUGCUUGGAGCCAUGGGACCUUUGAUUUGGGGUGUUUGGUGGAUGGAGUAUGGCAUUGUCUGA
Messenger RNA from Penicillium salamii, 918 nucleotides. NCBI's taxonomy places the organism in Eukaryota, Fungi, Ascomycota, Eurotiomycetes, Eurotiales, Aspergillaceae. The record is from the annotation of a GenBank genome assembly.